Molecule: messenger RNA, 552 nt
Organism: Rhodamnia argentea
Lineage: Eukaryota; Viridiplantae; Streptophyta; Magnoliopsida; Myrtales; Myrtaceae
Product: circumsporozoite protein-like
Exons: 1
Coding region: 1-552 (183 amino acids)
Source: RefSeq, a predicted model, not a curated record
AUGCUGAAUGACGAGCUGCAAGAAGCCCCAAAUGCACCACCGGACCCAAAGAGGGUAGAACUUGUUGCAUCAAAUGCAGCGGUCGGGGUCGAACCAAAGGCGGGGGUUGUCGAACCGGACCCAAAGAUGGGAGAACUUGGUGCACCAAAUGCAAAUGCGGUUGUCGGGGUUGAACCAAAGUUAGGGGUGGUCGAAGUUGAACCAAAGGCGGGGGUGGUCGAACCGGACCCAAAGAUGGGAGAACUUGGUGCACCAAAUGCAAAUGCAGCCGUCGGGGUUGAACCAAAGGCAAGGGUGGUUGAAGUUGAACCAAAGGCGGGGGUCGUUGAACCGGACCCAAAGAUGGGAGAACUUGGUGCACCAAAUGCAAAUGCGGCCGUCGGGGUUGAACCAAAGGCGGGGGUGGUUGAAGUUGAACCAAAGGCGAGGGUGGUCGAAGUUGAACCAAAGGCGGGGGUGGUUGAAGUCGAACCAAAGGCAGGGGUGGUCGAACCCGGACCCAAAGAUAGGAGAACUUGGUGCACCAAAUGCAAAUGCGGUUGUCGGGGUUGA